This is a messenger RNA of Rhopilema esculentum, 3026 nucleotides long. RefSeq names its product JNK1/MAPK8-associated membrane protein. Gene Ontology annotation, cellular component: membrane. NCBI's taxonomy places the organism in Eukaryota, Metazoa, Cnidaria, Scyphozoa, Rhizostomeae, Rhizostomatidae. Gene Ontology annotation, biological process: response to unfolded protein; ERAD pathway. Gene Ontology annotation, molecular function: ubiquitin protein ligase binding. The record is from RefSeq and is a predicted model, not a curated record.
GCCUACACAAGGGGGGGGGGGCUGGAGGGGCAGCUGCCCCUCUUCGAAGAAGGGCAGAGGGGGCAAGAAGUGCCCUAAAAUAUGAUGACUACUUUGAAUACUCUCGUUAUGUUAAUAUCUAUUAGAAAAUACUAGAAAGAUGAUAACACCAGCACAAAAAUGUAGAGAAUGAAAGUUUGUCUGUGACAAGGUCGGCCACAUUGGGAGAGCGGCAAAGAUAAUAAAUGAUAAACAAAAGAUGUGUUCCCUCAGAAGUACUCCAGGAACCUAAGGAGGAUAAAUCGGUAUAAAAACUUAGCGGGCAAUCAAAAUUUUACAACCAGCCCAUUUAUAACAGCUAUGAUUUUUAUAAAACCAAAUAUUGUGAAUAGUGAGUGACAAAGCCAUUUAAUAACCAUUUUCAUUUAUGGAUAAUUUCGUCAACAUUUUCUUUAUGUUUAGAAUCUUUGUUGGUAAAAAUCGCAGCUGUAUGGGUGGCAAAUAUUCAAGUUAAUAUUUUAUUAUAUUACCCCACCCUCGCCCCCCUCCCACCUAGGAAUGCUCGAUUAUGUUAAUAGAAAAAUUCAAUGAUUUGCCUUCGGCACCAACACUGCCCUUCCUGCCCUAAUCUUGUGCAGGCGUCUCUGGCUGACGCUUCUUCCUGGAAACAUUUUAUUACAACAAAUCUCCCACCUAGCUUGGCAACCUCCUUGCAAACGGUGCUUCUGCACCACUGGCUUCACGUAAAAUGUAGACAUACCUUCAUAGCCCAUGGGUAAGAGCCAACGUCCGCUAAAAUCCCCCAUUUCAACCUCCCAGCUGUAAAAAGAGACUUUGUGAUGUCAGAAAAGAAAUAAAGGACCUCUGCGAUGCAUCAUUCACCCCAAUGACAGUGAAGGAACGAGAUUCUCCACAGAAAAUAACCGGAAUUAGCCAUUGGUCUUUUAGUCACUUGUUGACUUCAUCCUACGCUACUAAAGGAGCUCUUUAACACAAAUAUCUGGUUAUUAUUGGAGCCUAAAUUUAAGCUGUAAUAUGCAAUAAAAGGUGUGAGAAUCAAGGAAUACUUUAGUUCGUACACCUGGCCUAGGCCUGAGAACUGCCGUUGUCAAUCAGAGGAAGAAGCUUCUCAGUUAAAGCAUUGGGUAUUUGUGGCUUGUUUGCCAGUUUGUUUGCCAGUAUUGUUUACUUUCCACGCACUUUGCUUGACUAAGAUUUCUAAAGCCAAAUGUUCUAACUGCUGAACGAUGAAUUGACCGUAGUCGAAGUUGUCAUCAAGAUCAAAAUCUAACAACAAGAAGGAGGUAUGGAGAAACACUGACACUGUUUAAUUGCCACCUCUCUACUAGUUAACUGCCCUGAAGUUAACAGCACCACUAAACCAAACAAUAAGGAGCCCCCCCCCCAGAAGCAACCCUAGACACAUCUUCCUUGAAAAGGAGACCAUGGUACUGAAGAAAGCCCUGAGAAAUGCAGGAUAUAGAACUUCAGCUUUUAUGUUGCUACUUAUAUACAUUGAGCCAUGUGCCUCUUCAAAGCUGGUUAGAUGCCCUGGUGCAUAUUGUGGACGGACUGUAGAUACCAACUCACCUAGAAACUUAACAGAUUGUGGAAAGUGUCCUAGAGGUUACAGAUCCGAUGGAUUUAUCUGCCAUAAAUGUGCAUCAAGUCUCACAUUAUAUGACUGGUUGUAUCUUGGUUUUAUGGUGUUGCUUAUCCCAGUUCUUAAUUCAGAUUUUAUAAGUUUUUUUGAACCAAAGCGACGGUCAGUUGGAUUUCUUUACUUGACAACAGCUAUGGAAGCAUUUUUUGCCGCAAUAAUUGCACUUCUGGUUGUGGAACCAGUUGGCUCCUUAACUCUACAAUCAUGUAAAGUUGAAUCUAUAAGAGACUGGUACACGGUUUUUUUCAACCCAAAGCCAGACUACGUAAAUGAGAUACGCUGUACACAAGAAGCUGUCUACCCAUUGUACACUAUAGUUUUUUUCUAUUAUGCAAUUUGCUUGCUUUUAUCAGUGACUUUAAGACAAAUAGUCUUAUGGUUCUUGAAAGACAUUUCUGGAAGGAAGUCAACAUAUGCGUCAAUGUACUUACUGCCAAUUAUGUUGGUAACACAUGCAAUUUUUUCAGGGGUAGUUUAUUACUCAUUUCCAUACUUAAUACUGGUUGCAUCAUCAGUUGGCAAUGCAGUUUACCUUUCCAAGUCAGAUGAAUUAUGGAAGGAGUUCUUUAGAAAUCCAGAAUCUGUGGCAACAUUGGCAACAUACACUCUGGCAAAUGCAUAUGGGAUUAUAUCGAUAACUCAAUUUGAAAAUCCUCUCAGAGAUUCUUUGUUGUUGAUUUUAACUGGCUUACCUACAUUUUUCUAUUUUGUAACAUAUAGAUUAACUGAUCCAGUAAAAUUCUAUUAGAGAUUAACUCAGUCUAAUUUAGCUACAGCAAGAUGACUUAAAAUUAUGCCAAAUAAUUUUUUGUUGCCUGAAUCAUGUUAAUUAUCCUUAUUGAAUUGCCUUAAAAAUUAUGAGAAUUGCCUUAAAAAUUACCUAUGACAUUCAAACCCCCAUUUUUAGGACCCUUAUCAUUAAGUUUGCACAAAAUUUUGUUUUUUGGUUUCUAAAUAUCAAUUUUUGUUCUCAUUCCAAUCAAUCCUAAAUAGAGCACAUCUGUCUGAAAAAUUGUUGUGGAAAUCGUCUUUUUGAAAAGUGAUUCAUGUCCAUAUAGCCUUUCUUUUAUCUUUACUAAAAGUUGCUUUGUAAGCCAGUCCCAGUAUUCUAGUUAGAUUUUCCAACUAUUUGGAUAAUUUUUGCAACCAAACAAUACAAAACCUAACCAAAACCAAACCAAACAGUUUAUAUAAGGAAAGAGUGAAAUCGCACAAGGUUAACCUUGUUUGAGGAUAAGAAUGUCACAAGUUUAUAUAUAACAAGAGACAAAGUAAACUCAAGAAAGUAUCAUAAUUUGUAAAGUUCUUAUUUCUGUUUGGAUAAUUUUAGUAGAGAAGAUUUUUCUUAUUAGGUAAUAAUUUCAUCAACAUAAAAUUAUCUUUA